Durotheca rogersii is the source of this 1140-nucleotide messenger RNA. RefSeq names its product ribosomal protein S6e. Gene Ontology annotation, cellular component: ribosome. Gene Ontology annotation, molecular function: structural constituent of ribosome. Gene Ontology annotation, biological process: translation. Lineage: Eukaryota; Fungi; Ascomycota; Sordariomycetes; Xylariales; Xylariaceae. The coding region runs from base 248 to 967 and encodes 239 amino acids. The record is from RefSeq and is a predicted model, not a curated record. The transcript is spliced from 4 exons.
CUUCGGGUCAUUAGGUACAAAACAUCAACCAAGGUCUCUUCUCUCUUCCAGGUGGUCCGUGCGCACAAAGCCCUAGGCACUGACCUCUUGUAUCUCCACGCAAAAUCGGAUUAGGCGAAGAAAUUCACACAAUCGCCUUUGCAGUAUCUACACCCAAAUUUUCUGUCUUUCUUCCCGCUCUGCUGGUCCCCACGAUUCGGCCUCAUCUACUAACACCACACAGCCGACCGCGACGACCACCGCCGAGAUGAAGUUGAACAUCUCAUACCCUGCCAAUGGCAGCCAAAAAAUGAUCGAGAUCGAAGACGAGCGAAAGCUCCGAGACUUCAUAGAGAAGCGCAUGGGCGCUGAAGUCCCCGGCGACAGCCUUGGCGAUGAGUUCAAGGGUUACAUCUUCCGUAUCACCGGCGGCAACGACAAGCAAGGCUUCCCCAUGAAGCAGGGCGUCAUGCACCCUACCCGUGUCCGACUCCUCCUCUCCGAUGGCCACUCCUGCUACCGCCCCCGCCGCAGUGGUGAGCGCAAGCGAAAGUCGGUCCGCGGCUGCAUCGUCGCCAUGGAUCUCUCCGUCCUCGCGCUAUCGGUCGUCAAGCAGGGCGAGAACGACAUCCCUGGCCUGACCGACGUCGUCCACCCCAAGCGCCUCGGCCCCAAGCGUGCCACCAAGAUCCGCCGCUUCUUCAGUCUCAGCAAGGAUGACGAUGUCCGGAAAUACGUGAUUCGGCGAGAGGUCCAGCCCAAGGGCGAGGGCAAGAAGCCUUACACCAAGGCCCCCAAGAUCCAGCGACUGGUUACUCCCCAACGCCUCCAGCACAAGCGCCACCGCAUUGCGCUGAAGAAGCGACAGGCCGACAAGGUCAAGGACGAGGCCACCGAGUAUGCCCAGAUCCUAGCCAAGCGUGUAGCCGAAGCCCGCGCCCACAAGGCCGAUGUGCGCAAGAGGCGCGCAAGCUCGAUGCGCAAGUAAAUAGUUACAGGCGUUUGGUCGGUGUCUUCUGGUUCUUGCAUUGGGACAUAAAUCAUGGGUAGUGUCGUCAGGGGCACGAGGGUCAGCUAGUGAUAUGGCUCAAAAAAAACAUGAUGAGUGUAUUCUCGGGAGCCGCCGCCUAAAAAUGAGAUUUAAGAUUCCCCAACCAUGCA